AUGUCGGAUAAAAGUGAUAAUGAAGAUACAGGCAAUACGCCAAAUUACACUGCUAGUGACACUCAUCAAAUAAACGGGAAUGACGACAUUCAGCAACAACAGGAGGAUGGUUUUGGUAGUUUUGAUGAUGCCGUACAGGACGAUGACUUUGGAGAUUUUGAAGAGGAAGAGGAAGAGGAGGAGGAGGAGGAAUUUGACAUAGAUAACACCCCCAUCUUCAGUACCAUGCAAGAUGCAUUAGACUUAUGGCAACACCUACUAGGCCAAAUAUACCAUUAUGAAGCAUUAGACAGUUUCACAGGCAAUGCGCCUAAAAGUAUAGAGCAAUAUGUACUCGAGGAAGCACCAGAAUCUCUUCAUGCUCGACUCACAUGGGAUUCCGUUACUCGUUACAUGGAGAAUGACACUGGUAUACCCAGAGUGAAAUGGCAUCAGUCUGAAAUUGAAAGGCACUAUUUGAAUGCCCUUGCCUGUAAGAGAUCAGCGACUCCAACCAUAUCAAAUACACCUACCAUGUUGAAUACAGACAUGACGCAGGAGCAUCAUCCUAUGAUGGGUAUGGAGCUAGCAUUGGACACGGUAAUAGGAUCCAAUGUAUCUUCCGCAGUAGCAACAGACUCAGUGGUAGAUCAACCUACCACUCCCAACAGCAGUACAACCACGCCAACCACAUCAGAAAAGAGAUCGUCCGUCUUUGGUCUAUCCUCUCUAUCAAGGUUCUUGCCUCAUUUGUCAAAGUCCAGUUUGCCCAAAUCACCUACAACUACGACUCUUACAUCGCCUAUUACAGCCUCUAAAAGCUUGCCUCGACAACAAAGCACACCAUUCAAUCAUUUGAAUGUAUCCAAUUUGAAGCAGCAGCAAGAUGCUGGUUCAUCCUCCAUGAAGCGGUCCAAUUCGGUUGCAUUUACAUCAACAAGAGAUACAGGCGUGCCUUCUUCAUCCAUGCAACUGCACACUGCAAAACCUCGACCUACCUCUUUUCAACCAGCACCACAAGGCAUGGAUCUGUUUGACCUGACAGACGAUCCCACUACCAUUGUCAAAUCACCUACCACAUUUCAAUUCAAUUUUGAGCCUCUCGUUCCAACGCAUGCAUCACCUCCAACGCCUGUGCGCCGAAACACAAUACCAGCCAACAUGCAUUCAGAUACCAAGUCUACGACACUUGGCAAUGCAUCCCUAGAUACCAUUCAGGAUGAUGAGUUUGGCGAUUUCACAACGGAGGUCAACCAGGACCUGGGUCAGACGCAGGAAGGGGAUGAUGAUUUUGGUGAUUUCAGUCAAGAACGGCCUGCACCCGCAAAACCGGUCAAUUUUAUAGACGAUGAUCCGUUUGGCAUCAUGGGCAGUAGCAACACAAAGACAGGUAGCACGCCACUGACUAAAAACAACGACGAUCCAUACGAUAUUGCCAGCUACACUCAACAUCCACCACAACCACCACCGGCCCAGCAAUCUAAUCGUCUGAUCAGCUUGGAUCAGAGUAGUUUUGCACCGCAAUCAGCACCCGUAACCUCGCCCAAGCUCAUGAUGCCCACCACAUGUGAUCUGCUAACACCUAUUGCAUCUGGCCUCAGUGAGCAGCCGAAUACGAGCGAUCUAGUGCCGAAAACAGAUGCAAAGGCUAUUGAAGAUGACGAUGACUGGGGAGAUUGGGCAUUUUAG
Messenger RNA from Mucor velutinosus, 1668 nucleotides. RefSeq lists its product as uncharacterized. NCBI's taxonomy places the organism in Eukaryota, Fungi, Mucoromycota, Mucoromycetes, Mucorales, Mucoraceae. The record is from RefSeq and is a predicted model, not a curated record. Bases 1 to 1668 code for a protein of 555 amino acids. The transcript has 5 exons.